AUGGGUGGAGAAUCGUCUAGUCCACAUUCUCCAGUGUCGGUUCCUGUAGCAGAACUGAGGCUGGUGCUGCUGGGGAGGACGGGGUCUGGGAAGAGUGCAGCAGGAAACACCAUCCUGAGCAGAGAGGAGAGGAACCAGGCUGCUACAUCUACAGCUACAUCUACAUCCACCCAGCAGAGUGAGAGCACACAGGGGGAGGUGGCUGGGAGGAAGGUGACUGUGGUGGACACUCCUGACUGGUUCUCUCCUGGACUCUCUCUGGAGAAGCUGAGACAUGACGUGGGACUCUGUGUCCAUUUGUCUGCUCCAGGACCCCACGCCUUCCUCCUGGUCAUACCUGUAAAGCAGCCUACAGGAGAGGAGAGAGGGAUGCUGGAGAAAAUGGAGGAGAUUUUCGGAGAGAGAUGUUGGAGAAACACCAUGAUCAUAUUCAGUGUCACUGAUGAACUUCAGAAGAAGAAUAUUGAGGAGUUUAUUCAAUCAGGAGACCAGGAGGUCCAGAGACUGGUGGAGAAAUGUGGGAACAGGUUUCACUGUCUCAACAUUAACCAGAGUGGAGAUGGUUCUCAGGUCUCAGAGCUGCUGGAGAAGAUAGAGAAAAUGGUGGAAGGAAGCAGAGAGAAAUUCUACAGCAGUGAGAUCUACCUGGAGACAGAAGCUCAGAUUAGAGUGUUGGAGACUAAGAUCCUGAGGGAAAGAGAAGAAAAAAGAAUGAGAGAGGAGAUGGAGGUAAAGGAAAAAAUAGAUAAGGAGGUGCAGGACUAUCUGAGAAAAAUGGAAGGAAUAAUCCUGGAGCAUGAAGGAGACAUCAGACAACUGAAUGACCGAACAACUGAACUGGAGAGAAAGAUGAAAGAAGAGAGAGAUGAAGAGAAAAAGAAAGAACUUGAGAGGGAGCUGAAACGAGAGGUAGACCGAAGGGCAGAAAUGGAAGAAAAGGUGAAGAAACUAAAAGAAAAGAGAGAGAGGGAGAGGAGAGAGAUGGAGGAGAGGCACCAACAGGAGAUGGAGGAGAUCAGGGAGGCGUAUGAGGGAGAGGUCAGGAUGGACCUCAUAAAGAUCAUCAUGCCUGAACUCCAGAGAAACAUUUUGGCCUCAAAAACAAAGAUGCAGGAAGAGUUCAGCAGACAGAUGGAGGAGAAGAACAGAGAGCUGGAGACUCUUAAACAGAACCUUUCAGACCUCACAGAGACUCACAGUCUGUGUAAAGAGGUUUAUGGGAAAGCUGUGAGCAGCUCAGAGUCAGAGAGAGCAGCUGUAACAGGAGAAGUGUCGAAGGGAAUUUCUCAGAAAUUUAAAGAAUUUUUUCAUUAAAUAACAGAGUUUAUAAAGCCCCAGACACUCACCCAGUCAGAAACUGAGUGUGCAAUCCAGAGACAGUGGACAGAGCUGGACUGGGAUAAAAAUCCAAUAAUUUUUUUCUAGCUGCACUGCAUAUAAGUUAUCUUGCUUUUCAAACACACACACACACACACACACACACACUAGGAUAGGCUACCCCUCAAUAAGUUCCUGUUAUCAUGAAGCUCCUCCCUACUAAUUCAGCUCCCUCUCCUCCUGCUCCUCCUGCACUGAGAAGAGAGAUUAGCGUAAGGUUAAUUAAGGAGCUAAUAAGUUCACAACCUGUUCUUUUAUGUUACAAAAACUCUGCAAGGAAAUGCCCUAAAUAGCACGUAUAGUGUAGAUUUGUAUUUUUAUAUGAUCUGUUCAGUUGGCUGUAAGUGUGUAUAAUAUAAUAUAAGUUAAUUCUUUUUGUCACAUAUACAUUACUGCACAGUAAAAUCUUUUCCUCACAUAUCCCAGCGUAACUGGGGUCAGAGUGCAGGGUCAGCCAUGAUACAGCGCUCCUGGACCAGACAGGGUUAAGGGCACAACAAUGACAACUUGAUGGAGCUGGGACUCGAACCGCUGACCUACCGAUCAGUAACUCAGUGCACUAACCCUCUGAGCCACCACGGCCCCUAAAAACAUAUAAAAAAUAUAUUAACACACAUAAAAUAUAUUAACAGUUACUUGCAGUUUCUUGGCAUGCAGUGCAAUUAAUCAAGUCUUAUGAGUGGGACAUUUUGGG
Molecule: messenger RNA, 2071 nt
Organism: Clarias gariepinus (North African catfish)
Lineage: Eukaryota; Metazoa; Chordata; Actinopteri; Siluriformes; Clariidae
Product: GTPase IMAP family member 7-like
Exons: 2
Coding region: 1-1314 (437 amino acids)
Molecular function (GO): GTP binding
Source: RefSeq, a predicted model, not a curated record